AUGACGAAAAUAUGCCCAGAAAAUCAAAUAUGCGUUCCAGUUGAACAUUGUUCAUCGGUUAACAACACCCUUUAUAAACGAGAUUUGAACGAAUCGGAGAUUAAUUAUUUACGAAAUUUGGAAUGUGACUUUAAAAAAACUAUAUAUGUUUGCUGUAAUUCGUCACUUCCGAAACCUGGAGAAUGUGGGCGUAUUUCUAUCAGUACCAAAAUAAUAAAUGGUCAUGACACAUAUUUAGGACAAUUCCCUUGGGUAGUUUUACUUGGUAGAAGAUGGAGGGAAAAAGACAAUAAAACAGGAAUUUCAUAUGAAUGUGCUGGUUCGAUUAUAAAUGAUCCAAUUGAAAUUGUGAAAAUUGGUGAAUGGAACAUUGAAACAGAUCCAGAUAUAGACAGAGAUGUUAUUGGUGAUCCUGUUAUUAAAGCUGAAGUUGAAAAAAUUAUUCCGCACAAAGAGCAUAGAUGGAAUAAAAGAUAUGAUGACAUUGCAUUGAUAAAAUUAAAAAUGAAAAUUAAUUAUACAGAAUUUAUUAAACCGAUAUGUUUACCACAUAAAGAAGAAGUUCUCGAUGGAAAAUUGGUAAUCGUUGGUUGGGGUGAAAGUGGAAAAAAAAUUAAAAACAAUGAAAAUAGUGAAGAUAUACUGGAAAAAAUACAACAGCAUGCUAGUUUGGACGUAGUUGACAAUAAUGAAUGUCGCAAGAAAUAUUUGAGGUACAAUUUGAAAUCAACCCAAAUGUGUGCUGCAUCAGCUUUUAGUGAUUCAUGUAAAGGUGAUUCUGGUGGUCCACUGAUUGGUUUACAAACAAAUCAUUUUCCAUUUUAUUAUUUUAUAACUGGUAUUGUCUCAUUUGGAAAACAUUGUGGUACACUAGGAGAACCAGGUGUAUAUACUGAUGUAAGAAAGUACAUUGAUUGGAUUCAACAAAAUAUUAUUCAUUAG
Messenger RNA from Condylostylus longicornis, 942 nucleotides. Its product is annotated as serine protease easter-like. Gene Ontology annotation, biological process: proteolysis. The coding region runs from base 1 to 942 and encodes 313 amino acids. The record is from RefSeq and is a predicted model, not a curated record. NCBI's taxonomy places the organism in Eukaryota, Metazoa, Arthropoda, Insecta, Diptera, Dolichopodidae. Gene Ontology annotation, molecular function: serine-type endopeptidase activity. The transcript is spliced from 5 exons.